Rhineura floridana is the source of this 1242-nucleotide messenger RNA. RefSeq names its product nuclear receptor subfamily 2 group E member 3 (gene NR2E3). Gene Ontology annotation, biological process: negative regulation of transcription by RNA polymerase II; positive regulation of transcription by RNA polymerase II; cell differentiation. Gene Ontology annotation, molecular function: zinc ion binding; RNA polymerase II cis-regulatory region sequence-specific DNA binding; nuclear receptor activity. NCBI's taxonomy places the organism in Eukaryota, Metazoa, Chordata, Lepidosauria, Squamata, Rhineuridae. Bases 1 to 1242 code for a protein of 413 amino acids. The transcript is spliced from 8 exons. The record is from RefSeq and is a predicted model, not a curated record.
AUGGCUACCACCCCUACAGAACCAGCAAUGAGCAAACAGAUGGGAGGCAGCCAGUCAGGGCUCAGCCUAACUCCUGGCAAAGCUGGGAGCCCUGUGUUGCUGUGCAAGGUGUGUGGAGACACCAGCAGCGGGAAGCACUAUGGCAUCUAUGCUUGCAAUGGCUGCAGUGGGUUCUUCAAGCGGAGUGUCCGGAGGAAGCUCAUCUAUAGGUGCCAGGCUGCCACAGGGAUAUGUCCAGUAGAUAAAGCACACAGGAACCAGUGCCAAGCUUGCCGGCUGAAGAAAUGCCUGCAGGCUGGAAUGAACAAGAAUGCUGUGCAGAAUGAGCGCCAGCCCCGCAGUACAGCCCAGGUGCGGCUCGACACCAUUGACCUGGAUCUCGACCGGCCCUCCGAGCAUGUGACAAUGGCACGGGAUGUGCUGCCGCCACCUUGCCCCUCCCUCCAGAGCCACAGAGCUCCCAGUUCCUACUCUGUGACUGGGGCCUCAAGGCGGCAAGCCCCAACUCCUCCAAGCAACCACCGCUUCAUGGCCAGCCUGAUGACUGCUGAGACUUGUGCCAAGUUGGAACCAGAGGAUGCUGAUGAGAACAUUGAUGUAACGAGUAAUGAGCCAGAGCACCCAGCAGGCAAGGCUCGUGUGUCCCCAUACCCACCCACCAGACCCGAAAGCAUCUAUGAAACUUCUGCCCGACUCCUCUUCACGGCUGUCACAUGGGCAAAAAACUUGCCUGUCUUCUCAAACCUGCCCUUCCGAGACCAGGUGAUCUUAUUGGAGGAAGCCUGGAGUGAGCUGUUCCUGCUGUGUGCCAUCCAGUGGUCUUUGCCACUGGACAGCUGCCCCCUCCUCUCUGUAUCAGAGCUGACCCUCACCCUGAAUGGAAAGCUUGUCUCUACAGGAGUGGACACCAGCGCCCUGCAGGAAAUAAUUGUACGUUUCAAAGCGUUGGCUGUAGACCCAACCGAAUUUGCCUGUAUGAAGGCAAUUGUGCUGUUCAAACCAGAAACACGAGGCCUGAAGGAUCCAGACCAGGUAGAGAACUUGCAGGAUCAGUCUCAAGUGAUGUUGGGACAACAUAACCAGAUGCAUUAUCCCAGCCAACCUGUCAGGUUUGGAAAGCUGCUUCUGCUUCUGCCUUCGUUGAAAAUUAUUUCUUCAGACCGCAUCGAGCUCCUUUUUUUCCACAGGACCAUUGGGAACACUCCCAUGGAGAAGCUGCUCUGUGACAUGUUCAAGAACUGA